AUGGAUGAGGGGGAGCUGCGCGCAUGGCAGCUGCACGGUGCAGCAACGCCUUCAGACGCCGUUGACAAAGACAGUCUAGACAGGAAUGCCGUUACUACUGGAGACGUUUUGUUUCCAAAGAAGCAGGCGGAGGAUCUGAACCUGGAGGAUUUGGGUCGUGCUGGCAUGACAGAGCGGUCUUUCGUGCGCAGCGGGCGGUGCGCUCAGAGCGGACCGCUGCGGCAGCGGAGAGACGGCAACCAGCCGAGCAGCAGGGUCACAUGGAGCCCUGCUGCUAGCGGCAGCGGAAGGGCCGCCAUGGAGAGCCCUGUCGAUCGCCAGGUGGAUCGACGGCACUGGUCGCGCCAUGACGUCAGCCUCUCGUAUAAGUACCGCGCAGGGUCACGACAUCAACUUAUCGCAGCAGAGUGGGUGGCGCGGCGCCUGGAUGCAGCGGCGGAGCUCUACUGCGCCAUGAACGGGGAGGAGGGGGAUGCCGCCAUAAACGGGGUCCAGGGGGGCGCCUCCGCCUCCGCCAGCGCGUGCCGCUGCCCCAUAGUGGUGCUGGGGGCGGGCACUCCGCACGUGCAGCCGGUGCUGAGUCAACACGGGCACAUGUGGCAUGAGAGCAGCGCGUGCGCUCAGUACCUCAUGGACAAGGUAGCGUUUGGGGCAGGUAGCGUUUGGGGCAGCCGCCUGCCACACCUCUCCGCCCCAUCCCCCCCCACAGCACGGCACGGCAUCCCCUCCGCACACAUCUACAAGGAGUGGGCGUCGUACGACACCGUGGCAAACGGCUUCUUCUCCCUCGUGUGGCCCCUCAAAACGGUCCCUCCCCACUGUUCCCCCCUCCUGCUCUUCCCCCCCUCAGCACGGCAUUCCCUCCGCACACAUCUACAAGGAGUGGGCGUCCACGGCAUUCCCUCCGCACACAUCUACAAGGAGUGGGCGUCGUACGACACCGUGGCAAAUGGCUUCUUCUCGCUCGUGUGGCAUGCAGUGCCGCGGCGCUGGCAGCGCCUGCUGGUGCUCACGUCCGCCUUCCACAUGCCGCGCUCCGCCCUCAUCUUCCACUGGAUCUUCUCCCUGCAUGGCUCGGCGCAUUCUCUUCCGCGCUCUCCUCACUCUCCUCCGCUGCUUUCACCAUCCUCCUCCUCCUCCUCCUCCUCCUCCUCCUCCUCCUCCUCCUCCUCCUCCUCCUCCUCCUCCUCCUCCUCCUCCUCCUCCUCCUCCUCCUCCUCCUCCUCCUCCUCCUCCUCCUUCCUCCCCCUCUCCCCCUUGCGGCCACCACACGGCCAAUGGGAGGAGUACAUUCCCCCCUGGAGGGACCAUGGGGGAAGGGCGGACGGAAAAGAGGAGACUGUGGAGGGGGAAGGUGCAUUCAGGGGAGGGUGGUCUGCAGGACAGUGUGGGGGGAAGGCAGAGGGGAAUGGGGCUCCGUUGGGGGAUUCACCUGAUCAGGUGGUUUCUCAGGUGGCGUCACCUGGGGAUCCGUUGGAGCAGGGCUAUGAGAUUCGGUUCAUCAGUGCAUCGGAUGCCGGAAUCAACCCUGACAUGAUUCAGGUGCUUCCCUCCCCAUCCAUGCGCCAUUACACAUACCACUACCCUCACAUGGUUCAGGCCCGGCAAAGCAAGGAAGCGGACAGCAUUCGCCUGCUGCUGCCCUACAUUGCUUCAGUGCGCUCCUUGCCAGCCUUCCACCACUACAUGCACACGGAGCACCGAGCAUACAACGUGCAGCACCAGGAAGAGUUUGGACGGGUGAAGAGUGCUGAGGAGGCGACGUUUGAUCCCAUCAAGCUGUGCUACUGA
Molecule: messenger RNA, 1791 nt
Organism: Closterium sp. NIES-65
Lineage: Eukaryota; Viridiplantae; Streptophyta; Zygnematophyceae; Desmidiales; Closteriaceae
Source: the annotation of a GenBank genome assembly